AUGCACCCUCCAUGCCUUCUUCAAGUAUUAUUACUAAUUCUUUAUUGUUCUCAUCAAUUUGUGGCGGCGUUUUCAUGUCCAGAACCGAUUGGAACUCGUCCAAAGUAUUGCCGUAAAGAGUGCGUCACGGACGACGACUGUAAAAAGCAUAAACGCUGUAUGUGUGAUGGCGAAUGCGGGCUGAGCUGCGUGAAUCCAGCAUCUACAUGUCAUCCACUCGCAGAGAUCGACAAUGGAUAUAUUCGAACGGCUGGCGAGUUGAGAUUCGGGUCUAACGCCGAGUAUGCCUGCAAUAAAGGUUUUGUGCUCAUCGGUUCUUCUCAGCGGCGAUGUCAAGGCAAUCGUGAAUGGAGUGGAGCUCAGCCUACAUGCCGACUGCAGAUAAGAUGUGGCCCUCCACCGGAGAUACCAUACGCAGUUCACGAUGGCUCGUCCUUCUCAGGUGAAUACGAUCUGGAAGCUGAAGUCGCCUACUCGUGCGUACCAGGAUAUCAUAAGUUCUCCGCGAAGGGUCUCGCUUUAGCGAAAUGCCUGUUGAACCGAAAAAAUGUGGCUCAAUGGUUUGGGCCGGAUUUAAAAUGCAAAGCACGAUCUUGUCCGGAUCCCGGAAAACUGGACAACGGCAUUCGAGACGGUGAUGUUUUCGAAUAUCCACACACAGUGGUCUUCCAUUGUCUUCCCGGCUUUUUAUUGCUGGGCCCAGCGACGAGAAAAUGCGAAAGCAAUGGCGAAUGGUCCGACGAACCGCCGAUAUGUCAAGCCACCGAAUGCCCCCGUCCACCUGACCCCUUGCAUGGACGGGUUCUUGGCACAUCUCUCACCUACCAGUCCACUGUGACUUAUUCUUGCAAAGAAGGUUAUCGGCUGGUAGGGCAAGUACAGCGUAUUUGUCUUGCCGAAGGCACCUGGGCAGGAGUAGAACCAAAAUGCGAAGAGAUCCGGUGCCCAAAUUUGCCCAUGCUCAGUAACGGAUAUAUCGAAGGUGGCGAAACCUACUAUGGGGCUACUGCUACAUUCAGAUGCCUCGAAACAAUGACCCAUGAAGGAGCAACUAUGGCAAAGUGCAUGGAAUCCGGUCAAUGGAGUCAUCCGAUGCCGCGAUGCUUAGGCUCAUGCAGAAUUCCACACAUAGAAAAUGGCCGCAUCAAAGGCAAAGUGGAAAACCAGUUGAUAGCUUCGGGAGCCACCGUGGAACUGAUUUGUGAUCAACGACAUGAGGCUAACAUGCAAACCCGAAUGCAGUGUCAUAACGGGACAUGGAGUCACGUUCCAAUCUGUUCACCAUUGAAUUGCCAUGACUGGCCGCCUCGUGUCGCUCAUGCUCGUGUGUUGUUCUCAAAAUCGUCUCACGGAGCAAUAGCUAAGUAUGAAUGCAAUGGAGGAUACUAUCCGAACAAGGAAAAACAGACCAUCAAAUGUCUUUUCGGGCAAUGGACCAGAGAAGGAGGACCUCUCAAGUGUUUGCCAACUUGGUGCCAUCAUCCUUCAAGAACAUUCGGAACGCUAGCUGGAGGCCAAAUACUGCUGGAGGGUCAGAUGGGUGCAUACGAGUUUGCUAAAUAUAUUCAGAAAGUUGACGAAGGCCGGUCGAUUGUCUUCCAGUGUCGCAAAGGCAACUACCUUAUUGGUGGUCCUCCCAAGGCGUCGUGCGUUAACGGACAAUGGAUGCCGAAGAUGCGUCCAAAAUGCGUUUCGCAGACCCAUCCGAUGAUUGAAGGAAGAAUCACCUGGGACAGAAAAAAACGUAGCAUUGAAGGAUAUGGAGCCCCCAAUAGUUGCCAGCCAAUCAGCAGCACUGCAGAAAAGAUCGUUGUGGUCAACAAGGACGGCGAUAUUACGAUCAUUUGCAGAGACGGCUUCGAAUUCCCAUCUGAGUUCAUGGAUGGACGAUCUGUCUGCGUGAACGGAUCCUGGGCACCGCCUCCUCUGGAAUGUGUGCCAAAAUCUUGUCGAAUACCUGUGCGAUUACAUGUGUUUUUCCUGAAACAACGUACCUCCCAAAUUCUCCAGUCCGGUGAUGUCAUUGAAGAUGGGUCUACAGCAACGAUGAUCUGCUUGCGGGGGUUCCACCUUCAAGGCAAUGGUGUGCUCGAAUGUCAUCGCGGGCUUAUCAAGAACCAUCUAGGACAUUGUUACCCACAUGAAUGUCUUUUGCCUACUUUGAGUGUGGGAAGCAUUCACCCAUUAGUGCGAACAUUAGCCGACGGUCAGCAGGCUACAUUACUGUGCUCAACAAGGAACGUAACACUCACAUGCAGUCGUGGCGUAAUCAGCCCAUCACCUACUUGCAUGGCAAACGCAACUACAUUUUGUACUGCACCACGUGACACGACUCCGGCGUUCAUCUACAGUCUUCAAAAUGGUCACAGAAUUGAACUGGAUCGUUAUCAAACUGCGUAUCCGAAUGGAACAAUUUUUCAGUACAAGUGCGUAGAUAAUCGUGAGGAAGCAAGUGGAAUCGAGUGCGUGAAUGGGGAAUGGAUCAGCAAUCUAUUACCAUGUGUUUCGAAUAAUGAGACGGUCUACAGUGCAAAAAGCUUAUUCAACGACGGAAUGUGUCUACUUCCAAUGCUGGAUAAAACAUUACGGAUAGUGAAUAUCGAUAAUUACGUGCCACAAAAUCAUCAUAAGUUUGCUCAUGGAACAGUACUAAUGGUGGGUUGUGCCAUCGGCGGCAGAGCCGACGAUCAUAUGGAGCUUAAAUGUCGUCGCGGAAAAUGGAGCAAAAGGAAUCGUAUCAACUGCGACAUUCGUAAGAUUUACCAUUUUUCAUUCAUCAUAAGAAGCAAAUGCUUGUGCCUCGAAGGACUGGUGACUUCUGUAGGAUGUUGUGGACGGCUAGUCCGGUAA
Haemonchus placei is the source of this 2850-nucleotide messenger RNA. NCBI's taxonomy places the organism in Eukaryota, Metazoa, Nematoda, Chromadorea, Rhabditida, Trichostrongylidae. The record is from the annotation of a GenBank genome assembly.